AUGGUGUUCCGUGCUGACGCGACGGUCUGGAGCCUCCCGCCCAUCCCAGACACUGUUCCACUAUGCGAAUUUAUCUUUGACGAGAGAUACGGCAGACGUCCAAUGGCCGAGUCAUUAGACCCAUUCAUCUGCGGGAUCAGCGGGAAGAGAAUCUCGCCGCAGGAGCAGAAAGAUCGCGUCGACCACCUUGCACGGGCGUUGGCGAAACAUUUCGCAUGGAACGUGAAUGAAGGGACUGAGUUUGACAAGGUGGCAGUCAUCUUCGCCCCCAAUACGAUCGAUACCAUGACUAUAUCGUGGGCUCUUCAUCGCGUCAACGGUCUAUCUUCACCAGCCAACUCGGUUUACAGCGCCGAUGAACUUCGUCACCAACUCGAAACUUCGAGAGCAAAGGCUAUUUUCACCGUUGCGUCGUUACUGCCUGUCGCAUUAGAAGCCGCUGAGAAGCACAAGGUCAACAAAGGCCACAUCAUUCUCUGUGAAAUGCCCGGCGAUCAUUCAUAUCCCCGGGACUUUCGAACUGUGUCGCAACUGAUAGAGGAAGGCCGCCACUUACCUGCCCUAGAAGCUCUCGCGUGGGCGAAGGGACAAGGCGCACGCCAGACCGCAUUCCUCUGCUUCUCUAGCGGUACCUCGGGCGUUCCCAAGGCCGUCAUGAUCUCUCACUACAAUGUCAUUGCCAACGUGUUGCAACUACAGGUUUACGAGCAGCCGAUGCGCGACGCAAUCCAACCUAACUGGCGUGAUGUGACGGUCGGUUUGAUGCCGUUUUCGCACAUUUACGGCCUCGUGGCCGUUUGCCACAUUGGAUUAUACAGGGGCGAUAGUAUGGUUGUUCUGCCAAAAUUCGACAUUAGGGCCUUUCUCUCCACGAUCGAGGCGUACAAGAUCAACACACUGCCGAUUGUACCUCCGAUCAUCAUAACCAUGACCAAGCAGAAGGCGCUCUGCGAUCGUUACGACUUGACCAGCGUGAAGCAGAUAUUGAGUGGAGCCGCUCCACUCAGUAGAGAAGUGGCUCAGAAGCUUUCUUCGCAGCAUGGCAGCUGGGUGAUAAGACAAGGCUACGGUUUAACUGAAACGGCAACGGCAGUGGCCAGCUCCCCUUCCUGGGAUAUCUGGCUGGGAUCUUCCGGUUGUAUUAUGCCUGGCGUUGAAGCCAAGCUUCUCAGCCCAGAAGGCGUGGAGAUCACGGCAUAUAAUCAGCCGGGAGAGCUGUUGAUAAAAUCUCCCAGCGUCGUGCUGGGGUACCUGAACAACCCACAAGCCAACGAGGAGACUUUUAUCGAUAUGCCCGACGGCCGCUAUCUAAAGACCGGCGAUGAGGUUGAAAUACGUUUGAGCCCUGCCGGCAAUGAACACAUCUGGGUUGUGGAUCGAAUAAAAGAAUUGAUCAAGGUCAAGGGUCUGCAAGUCGCACCUGCGGAGCUCGAAGGAUGCCUCCUGGAGCACCCAGCCGUUACCGACUGCGCUGUCAUUCCGGUACCUGACGAACGUGCAGGUGAAUUACCCAAAGCUUUUGUUGUCAAGUCCCCAGAUUUUGACACAUGCGACCAAGUUGACCUCAAGCAAAGCAUUAUCAAACACGUCGAGAAAGUCAAGGCUCGUCACAAGAGGCUCGCUGAUGUGGAAUUCAUAGACAUUAUUCCAAAAAGCCCAUCCGGCAAGAUUCUCCGCCGUGUCUUGCGCGACAGGGAAAGGCAGAGGACUAAGUACUUAGACGCGAAGCUAUAG
Ilyonectria robusta is the source of this 1734-nucleotide messenger RNA. RefSeq names its product 4-coumarate-CoA ligase, variant. Bases 1 to 1734 code for a protein of 577 amino acids. Gene Ontology annotation, molecular function: CoA-ligase activity. NCBI's taxonomy places the organism in Eukaryota, Fungi, Ascomycota, Sordariomycetes, Hypocreales, Nectriaceae. The record is from RefSeq and is a predicted model, not a curated record. The transcript is spliced from 3 exons.